UAAUUAAUCCUUCGAAAAGAUAAAACUUGGGGGCAAAAGGGGUAAUUACAGCAAAUAUCGUAUAAAAGCUUUCCAACCUCCUCCUCAGCAGGAACAGCAAUAACGCAGCGUUUUGUCGUAGAGAAUUCAAAUCGGCGAAAGCACGGUGGAAAAUUGAAGUGUAAGAUUUUGGGUUUUGUGUGUUUGUCAAUGGAAGAAAGAGUUGAAUAUUCAGAGUCGUCGUCGUCGUCGUCGGAGUCGUCGGACCACGUGAUGAGCGAGGUACACUUGGGUUGUCCACCUGGUCUUUCUGGGUCCCACAUUUCAUACUUCACUUUCUCCAUUCCCUCUGAAACUGAACCAAGAAGAAGCAAUGAAACUUCUGAAAUGGAAGCAGCUUCGGUGAUGAAGCUGGAUGAGGAUGGUGAUCUUGUUCUUCCUAGACGCAACACUACGCGUUUUGCUGGCUUAUCUACACAGAGUUAUAGAGUGAGAAUCCAGCAUAACAUCACAUCGUCUAUUCCGAGUGUUGGUUUGCAGGUGUGGAGAGCGGAACUAGCAUUAUCUGAUUUUGUGUUGCAUAAGAUGUUUACAUCAUCUGAAUUUGAUGGAAUCAUUUCAUUAGAACUUGGUGCUGGCACAGGGUUGGUGGGUAUAUUACUUUCACGCAUUGCUAAAACAGUGUUUUUAACAGACCAUGGUAAUGAGAUCCUGGAAAACUGUGCCAAGAAUAUUAAGCUUAAUUCUGAACUAUUCAAUCCUCAAGCUGCCAUUCAUGUACGUGAACUUAAUUGGAUGCAUUCCUGGCCUCCUGAAAUAAGUCUUGAAGAAUCCCCCCAGUGUAAUAGGAAACACAAUUUGAUACAUGUAAUGGUGUCGCAUAGGUAUCUCUGGACAUCCUCAGAUGUUGAAGAAGCCCAAAAAGCUUCUAUGCUUGUAGCUGCAGACGUAAUUUACAGCGAUGAACUCACAGAUGCAUUUUUCAGUAUUUUAGAGAGACUAAUGUGCACAUGUCCAGAAAAGGUUUUAUACCUGGCACUGGAAAAGCGGUACAACUUCAGCCUUGAUGAUCUUGACGUUGUCGCAAAUGGUUACUCACAUUUCAAAAGUUAUCUGCAGGUUGAAGGAGAUGGUGUUGCACAGCGUGAAGAUCUGGAGUUUCGUUCAACGGCAAGGUUUGUGGGCAAGUGCAUUGACAUUACGCAAAUUCCACAAUACAUUAAAGAAUAUGACAGAGGAACUGAUGUAGAGAUUUGGCAGAUAAAGUGCCAGAAAAGAAAUUUCUAAUUUGUAAUCCUAUUGUGCAACGAAGCUGUGAAGUUAUUUAGAUGUUCAGCUUUUAUAAAGUUUAUGAUUUUGCCCACAAAUAUAGCUUUUUCAAAUAGUAGACUGAUUGUGGGUGGGUAAGUUUGGUUUUCACAAAGGC
Ziziphus jujuba (common jujube) is the source of this 1405-nucleotide messenger RNA. RefSeq lists its product as uncharacterized. Lineage: Eukaryota; Viridiplantae; Streptophyta; Magnoliopsida; Rosales; Rhamnaceae. Bases 190 to 1266 code for a protein of 358 amino acids. Gene Ontology annotation, biological process: protein methylation. Gene Ontology annotation, molecular function: protein methyltransferase activity. The transcript is spliced from 9 exons. Gene Ontology annotation, cellular component: nucleus. The record is from RefSeq and is a predicted model, not a curated record.